GCCUGGCGCGCUCCAGCCUGUCUCGCGGGCGGAGACAGGUGAGAGGCGGGCAGGGAUGGCGGAGCAGUGGGAUCUGGACGAGGAAGGCGUCCGCCGCCUGGGGGCGCUGACCCUGGAGCAGCCCGAACUGGUGGAGUCUCUUUCAUUGCAGGGAUCUUAUGCUGGAAAAAUUCAUUCCAUUGGUGAUGCCUUCAGAAAUUUUAAAAACCUCCGAUCCUUAGAUUUAUCAAGAAAUUUGAUCACUAGCCUGAAGGGCAUCCAGUAUUUAUGCUCACUCCAAGACCUGAAUUUAUAUUAUAACAACAUUCCUUCAUUAGUGGAGGUGUCCCGCCUACAGUCUUUACCCUUCCUCAAAGAACUAGAUUUGAGACUCAAUCCUGUUGUCAGGAAAGAUACAGAUUAUAGGCUCUUUGCUGUGUACACGCUACAAACUCUGGAGAAACUGGAUGACCGAGCAGUGCGAGCAAGUGAGAGAAAAGCUGCCAAGCUGCAUUUUAGUCAGUUGGGCAACAGUGAAAAUUUUCUUUUAGAGGUGGAAAAAAGCUCUAGGGAGAAGACAAUGAAAAACUGCAUGACAGAUGAGAGUUCUGCAUCAAAAGUCAAUGCUGAUAUUGAUAACAGAGUUGAAACUGACUCAAACAAAGGACUUUUUAUUCCCUUCCCCAACCGGGAAAUAAAGGAUUCUCUAACGAGUACUUCUGCAACCCAGGGCAAUGGUAUAGCAGAUCAGAAAUUGGACACCUACUCACUGGGGACACAGGAAGUGGCAAGAAGGGAGGUCCCAAGUGACAAUCACCAAGAAGAUGAAUUCAGACGCUACUCUCCUCAUCAGUCCACAGUCCGAUCCCCAGAGAAGAUGGCUAGAGAAGGGUACCGACUAUCUUUUUUGAACAACAAGUCUUCAGGUUCUUCUCCAGAAAAGGACUUGAUACUAAAGGCUGAUACUUACCAGCUUACCCAUGAUGUCUCAGUGGGUAAACGCCUGGAUGUGGGUGAUUCUAGCCAGAUCCAUCCCCAUCAGUUACCUUCAGAUGUUGGUCUAGAAAAUUAUGAUAGUCAUUAUUCUCAAAAUCUAUCCCUGCAUGGAAGUCUUGGCAAAAGGCCUCAGAGAAGCAAGAACUAUCGAGAAUGUAGCAUAAAACCUUCAAAUGACAUGAAGGCCACCACAUCCCAUUCCUGUGGAGACUUACUGACUUCUCUGUCAAACCCUGACUUCAGCACCGGAAGGCUUUUGAAGCUUAGUUCAGAUCUGUAUGCCACAACCCAUUUCAACAGUGACCCUGCUUUGCUGGUCAAUGUAGAGCAACAAUUAUCUACCAGUCUCGGUGAUUUAACACCAGCACAUGGUUCUUUCCCAAACAACUCCACCCUGGGAGACUCUCUACGGACACUGCUAUUGCCUACUGUGACCUCAGAAAACAGAGAGAGUUUGACCAAGGGGUCAUUUAGCCCAUCAAGGAGAGGAUUCAAACGGAAGGACAAUCUCCUUGCCACCUUGAAUCCAAAGAUUGGUUUCCAAGAUGCUACCGACAGCGAGCCUCUCUCUAGUGACCUGGGCAGUUUGCAUGGUUUGCCAGGGAAACACAGUCCCCUGAUUUCUGCCAGAACUUCCCAUGUGGCCACUGUCCUCAGACAGCUCUUGGAGCUUGUGGAUAAGCACUGGAAUGGCUCUGGCUCCCUCCUCCUUAACAAGAAGUUUCUUGGUCCUGCCCGAGAUUUACUUCUGACUUUGGUAGUGCCUGCUCCUUCCCAGCAGUGGUGUCACUCGCAUCCUGAAGACACAUCAAAAACCUUCCACAGCAGAGAGAUGGAACUGAAGGAGGCCGGGCAGGUGGUCCCUAAUGACAUGGAAAAUUUGAAGCAAAAACUGGUCAGAGUGCUAGAGGAAAACCUCAUUUUGUCAGAAAAAAUCCAGCAGUUGGAGGAAGGUGCUGCCACCUCGAUUGUGAGUGGGCACCAGCCCCACACUUAUGAUGAUCUUCUGCGCAAAAACCAACAGCUGACCAUGCAGGUGGCUUGCCUCAACCAGGAGCUUGCCCAGCUGAAAAAGCUGGAGGAGACAGUGGCCCUUCUCCAUGAAAGUCAAAGAUCCCUGGUGGUAACUAAUGAGUAUCUGCUGCAGCAGCUGAAUAAAGAGCAAAAAGGUUAUUCUGGGAAAGCACUCCUGCCUCCUGAGAAGAGUCAUCAUUUGGGGAGAUCGUCACCCUUUGGGAAAAGGACGCUGUCUUCCUCCUCACCAGUGGCACAUGACACGGUGUUCCUACCCCAAACCAUACUAUUCCUCUCCAACCCCACUCAAGGGACUCUGCCUGGGGCAGGGACAUCCCAGAACAGCCUGUGGGAUGAGGGAAUGAACCCUUGUACUGCUUUGCCACCUUAUCUGGAUCAGAAAAAAAAAGGUAUUUGAUACUGAUUAGAGUGGUCGGCGCUGUAGUCUCUUACCUUCUACCUCGUGGCUGCUCCUACUGUGCUCCUUCGAUGGACAGAAGGACGCAAGAAUGGACCGACGGACGCGGGAGACCAAGGCGGCUCCGCAGCUCUGCUCCCUGCCGGCUCCAGGGAGGGACUGCAGCCUGGGCGGUUCCGCCGUAUUAUCCCCUGUUUCUCGGUCUCCAUAGAGACGGCGAGUCCCACCCCCAGGGCUGUCUCGGCGGGAGAAUGACCAAGGUCACGCUAGCCCCACCCACCGGACCCCUCCCCCUCUGCGCUCAGCGGGGGCGGAGCUGCUGCGAUAUCAUCAUCCCCGCAGCUCGCAGGGCAGCUCCACGGCCUUCACGCCCGUUGGAGACCAGCCCUCCGCAGCUCUGGACGUCCUCGGAUGAACCCCUAACGGGAAAAGAGCCUCAUCUGGCGCUUUGCCCAAAGUUCAAGGCAGGCCCCCACCUCCAUAGGGAAGAUGAAGAUUCCCAGAGCGGCAACCGAAGGCCGUUUGGGAACAGGAGCAGGAGCCAGAGUGAAGGGGGACCGGGGGGGGGGGGGGGGGGGGGGUGGGCAGAGGGCUGGCAGAGGAGCGAGAAAGCCCUUCCUCUCAAUGGCAGUGGGUUCUAGAGCUGGCUUAAGGCCACAGCUCUCCCAAUAACGUGUGGCAUCCCCCAGGCCACAACUCAAAAGCACUGAGAGCAGGAGGGACCAAUGCACUAAUCACGAAUCCCCAAGCCCACCAACAGUAAUCCCAACAUCAGGAAGAAGUUUAAAGACUUCUGGGGUCUUCUAUUCCCACUCCACCCCGGUGUCGGCCUCACAGUCCCUGCCCCCUCUGCUGCCUCCGGAUCCCAAAGCCUGUUUUCCCUUUCAAGUAUAAACCCUAUUUUCAAGACAAGACAAAUAACCUCCUCCAGGCAGCCUUCCAAGACUUUUCACAACGGGGGCCCUGUACCUGAGCACCUUAGGUCCUCGUGUACCUCUCUAUAUGACAACUUAGGUGGCCACUCAGUGUAUGAGGGGGCUCAUCCUACCCUCUGCCCCUAGACCGACUGACAAUGGUCCAGUUCCAGGAGGGCCUAUGGCCCUUGACAUUAAGAAGUAUGCACUAAGUCCGCAAAAGCAUUAAAAAAAAAAAAAAAAGUUUAUUGGAGCAUCAUGG
Messenger RNA from Leopardus geoffroyi (Geoffroy's cat), 3583 nucleotides. RefSeq names its product leucine rich repeat containing 36 (gene LRRC36). The coding region runs from base 56 to 2407 and encodes 783 amino acids. Gene Ontology annotation, molecular function: protein binding. The record is from RefSeq and is a predicted model, not a curated record. NCBI's taxonomy places the organism in Eukaryota, Metazoa, Chordata, Mammalia, Carnivora, Felidae. The transcript is spliced from 16 exons.